AUGCGAGGGUGUCCGAAACGGUCCGAAACAUCUGACUUACUAAAACCGUACAUAAAAGGAGGUAUAUCGUGCAGGUUAUUAUGUUUUGAUCUUCAUAUUUUGGAACGUUAGGCCCAGGCCUCAGAGGAACCAAAACAUUUACUUUCACGCUGGUAGUCCAUAUUUUAUAUAAAGCUGCCAGUGAAGUAUUUAUGUUCGUCAUGACAUGGACAACCACUUUAUGAUUGUAUAUAGUAUAGUCCAUCUAUUAUAUCUUGACAGCAGAGGUAAAUACCAGCCAAACGUUGAGAAUAGCACUUGAAGUACCUGUUGUAUUCAAGUCUCUCAAGAGGGGCUGUAUAAUGGCAGGUCAAAACCCAAGGAAGAAGGGAGGGUUAAAGCUGAAAGUGCCUGCAGACAUUCCACCAGUCACACCCCCACGGAACCUGGACAAACGUACAACAAUUACAAUUGGAGAGAGAACUUUUGAGGUUGAGGCAGAUGACCUGGAAAAAAUUUGUGAUCUUGGGCGAGGAGCUUAUGGCAUAGUUGAGAAGAUGCGACAUAUACCAAGUGGAACUAUCAUGGCUGUUAAGAGGAUAGCAGCAACUGUAAAUACCCAAGAGCAAAAGCGCCUGUUGAUGGACUUAGACAUCUCCAUGCGGUCAUCUGACUGCCCCUAUACAGUACAAUUUUAUGGAGCAUUGUUUCGUGAAGGAGAUGUCUGGAUAUGUAUGGAGGUCAUGGAUACAAGUCUUGACAAAUUCUAUACAAAGGUGUGUCACCAUGGACGCCAGAUACCUGAAGACAUUCUUGGAAAAGUUGCCUUUGCUGUUGUCAGUGCAUUGCAUUACCUAUAUUCAAAUCUGCGCGUUAUCCACCGAGAUGUUAAACCUUCCAACAUCCUCAUUAAUAGGAAAGGAGAGGUUAAGAUGUGUGAUUUUGGUAUAUCUGGGUACUUAGUUGACUCAGUAGCAAAAACAAUAGAUGCUGGUUGCAAGCCAUACAUGGCUCCAGAACGAAUAGAUCCUUCAGGUAAUCCUUCACAGUAUGAUAUCAGGUCAGAUGUGUGGAGUCUGGGCAUCUCAUUAGUAGAACUGGCAACAUUGAGGUUUCCAUAUAACAUUUGGGGGACACCAUUUGAGCAGCUAAAACAGGUUGUCAAAGAUGACCCACCUAGACUUCCACCUGAUGACUUUUCAUCAGAUUUUGAAGAUUUCAUCAGCAAGUGCCUGCAGAAAGAUUAUAUGGAACGUCCUAAUUAUGAUCAACUGCUCUUGCACCCAUUUAUCCAAAUUCAUCAGGAGCGAACUACUGAUGUCUCAAAGUUUGUAAGUGAAAUCCUUGAUCUGUCUGAUGAAGAGAGGAUAUAGUUUAGUUUAUAUACCUUUCUUCCUGAAGCAAUUUUUUUUUAGUCAUGAAGAGAAGAAAAAUGUUAUACAAACAUUCAGUGAUAUUUACAGAAAGUUUGCCUUAUGCUGCUACUGUUGUCAACUGUAUGAACUGAAUUGGUGUUCUAAGAAAUCGUAUUAAGUCUCUGUUUAAUGUGUGAAGAUGGGAACAUGAUGAAAGUUAUGAAAUUGUAUAGUGGUUAGAACACAAAUAAGCUUCUCAUCUCACAGAUUGUGCCUAGUUUUCACUCAUUUUAUUUCAGAUUUAUGGAUACAAAGCUGUGAUGGGGAAUAUUUCUCUUACUUUGUAUUCCAAUCUACUAAUCUGUUCAUUGCUUACUUAUCAUCGCCAUUAUCGGUAUGUGAAGAAUAGUUGAUAUGUAAUUAAAUAAUUUAAUGAUUAAUAAAAAUACAUGCACACUAAAAAGUUAGAAGUGUAAUGCGAAAUUUCCAAGCAAACAUUUCAAAUACAUUAUCAUCUUUAUCAAAUGUAAAAAAUAUAUCCAUCUUAGUAUUUGUUUCUGUGGACCAUUAUGCUGGAAUAUUCUAUAGUGGUCCCUACCUUAUCUGCUUCUGCAGGUGUGUUUACAAAUGGUCAUACAUCAAUUUAAACACAAACUUGUAAGGACAAAUACUAUUUUACUAAUAUAAAAUGUUCCUGCCCUUAUGAACACACUUUUGUGAUAUAUAUACAGGAACUCCCAUUUGAUGUUCCUUGAUCUAAGGUUUGCUUCAUUCGGCUUCAGUCUUCAAAAGUCACUAAUCUGUGUCAUAAUAAGAUUUUUAUGAAUUUAAUGUUCAAAAUCUAUUGUAUUGAAAUUUUUACAAAAAAAAAAAAAAAAGGUUUCCAGAGGUUGGUGUACAUUCACCAAGCAGAAUUUUUAAAAGAAGAAAGAAUAGAUCAGUACUACAAAAUUGAGAUAAACAUGUUAGAAAAGUAUUAUUUCUAAUAAAAAUAAUGAUAAGAUUAUUGCCAGCAAACUGAAAUGGUACAUUAAUAUCAUUUCAUAAUACUGCAUGCAAAGGGCAUUUACAUCCAAACAUAUAAAUAAUUUAUUACAUGGGUCAAUUAUACUAAAUCAUUUUUGAACUUCUGCUACCAACUGAAGUAAGGACUUCAGCACUAUGGGGAGAGUAAAGGUUAAUCUCCACACAUUCCUAUCAUUGGCAUUAGGUGGAAGUUCAGUGGUCACCUUAUGCUCUAACCGCUUUGUCCCCAGAAGAAGAAAAAAAAAAGCAUUUACUAUCCACUGGAUGAAAGGCUGGAUAGGAUACAAAGCCAGCUGGGACAAGAGGCAAAGAGAAAAAUCACUGCCCUAUCAAAGAUCAAACUUGGUAAUCCAGCACACAGUGACUUUACUAAGCUAUUCGAGCCCAAUUUAAGAAAUGGAUGAUCAAUCAAAUGAACAAGUUCAAGACAGAAUUGACAAGUGACAAACCAAAGCCCCAAUUACAGAAAACAUUGGAUCUCUAAGAAACAGGUUGUGGUUAAGUGAAAUGGACCUGCUAGCAUGCAUGUGAUAAUCAGUUUCCAGGUUCCUAAUACUCGAAUCUCAACAGUUUACAUGUUUAUGGAUUUUUAAUAUAUCAGAUUUACAAAUAUGUAUGGGUUUAUGUAUGGUAAGAUUUUUAGUCUACUAUUGAUAUAAAUAUUAUAUUAGAGGUCACCUCCAACCUCUUACUUUUUAUUUCAUAUUUCAAAUCCAGAUGAGGUCAUUGGAUUUUUUUCAGUUGGCCU
Molecule: messenger RNA, 3108 nt
Organism: Cryptotermes secundus
Lineage: Eukaryota; Metazoa; Arthropoda; Insecta; Blattodea; Kalotermitidae
Gene: lic
Product: dual specificity mitogen-activated protein kinase kinase 6
Exons: 8
Coding region: 342-1352 (336 amino acids)
Biological process (GO): protein phosphorylation; stress-activated MAPK cascade
Molecular function (GO): ATP binding; MAP kinase kinase activity
Source: RefSeq, a predicted model, not a curated record